AUGGCUCCUCCCCCUCGCGAGAAACCGUGGCACGCCCACCUAACCCUCGACCUCCUCAUCCACGUCCUCAACCGCUCCCUCCUCCACCCCUACAUCGCCUGGCUCAUUCCCCUCUGCCUCCGCGCCAUCACAACCCCUUACCACGCGCCCGAAUUCAUCUCCGCCUGCGUCUGGGCUUCCUUCAUCACUCUCACGGCGAUCCUCGGGGUCGUGAACAAGCGCAUCGCGUAUGGCUUACCGCGCGAAGUGGAUUGGGAGGAGGAGGUCGUGGUGAUCACGGGUGGUGCGCAGGGGUUGGGGAAGAUUUUGGCGGAGAUGUAUGGGAUGCGCGGGGCGAGUGUUGCGGUGUUGGAUGUCGUGGAGCCCGGGAGGGAGAGUGAGGGGUUAGCGGGGGUGAAGUGGUACCGUUGUGAUGUUGGGGAUGCGGGGGCGGUGGAGAGGGUGAGGAGGGAGGUGGUGAAGGAUCUUGGUACUCCGACCAUUUUGAUCAACAACGCCGGGAUUGUGAAUGGCAAACCACUGUUUGACCUCACCAGCGCCGAAGUGAGCCGUAACUUCAACAUCAACCUGCUCUCCCACUUCCACACCAUCCGCACUUUCCUCCCCGACAUGCUCGCCUCUGAAACCGGCGGUACCAUCGUGACCGUAGCCUCCGUCUUGGGAAAGCUGGGUGCCAGCCACUUGUCCGACUACACGGCCGCGAAAGCAGGCUUGAUCGCUAUGCACUCUUCCCUCCGCGCGGAGCUCAGCUCGUCGACUGCUCCGGAAGGCUCGAAAGGCAUCCGAACGAUCCUGGUAACGCCGGGACAGCUGAGCACGAGUCUCUUCGCGGGCGUGGAGACGCCGAGCUCGUUCUUCGGACCGGUCGUUGAGCCUGUAGAGUUGGCGAGGGAGAUUGUAAGGAUGGUUGAUGCGGGCGAGAGUGGGGAGAUUAGCACGCCGUUCUACGCGAGGUGGAUCGAGUGGCUGCAUGUGCUGCCGGUAGGGGCGCAGCGAAUUGUCAGAAGGUUGGUAGGGGUGGACAAGGCUAUGGAGGGCUUUGGAGAGAAGGUUACAUCAAACGACUGUCCUGAGAAGCACGGAUGA
Saxophila tyrrhenica is the source of this 1086-nucleotide messenger RNA. RefSeq lists its product as uncharacterized. Bases 1 to 1086 code for a protein of 361 amino acids. NCBI's taxonomy places the organism in Eukaryota, Fungi, Ascomycota, Dothideomycetes, Mycosphaerellales, Extremaceae. Gene Ontology annotation, molecular function: oxidoreductase activity, acting on the CH-OH group of donors, NAD or NADP as acceptor. The record is from RefSeq and is a predicted model, not a curated record. The transcript is spliced from 2 exons.